Molecule: messenger RNA, 1335 nt
Organism: Trachemys scripta elegans
Lineage: Eukaryota; Metazoa; Chordata; Testudines; Emydidae
Gene: FANCL
Product: FA complementation group L
Exons: 14
Coding region: 16-1233 (405 amino acids)
Biological process (GO): protein monoubiquitination; interstrand cross-link repair
Cellular component (GO): nucleus; Fanconi anaemia nuclear complex
Molecular function (GO): ubiquitin protein ligase activity
Source: RefSeq, a predicted model, not a curated record
GCAGAAACUGGGCGCAUGCGCGUAACCCGUGAAGAGGCGGGUUUUGGUGUGGCGCGUGGGAUUCGAUUCGAUCAGGAGAACUGCGCCGUCAGCCCGCGCGCGCGGCGGGAGAUGGCUGGCUCCGGGGCGCUGCUGCGCCACUGCCCGCUACUCCUGCCUCAGAACCGCGAGGGGACCGUCUACGAGGGGUUUGUCACCGUGCAGGAUAGAGACUUCCAUAUAAGGAUACUGUUACCAUCAGAUUUUCAGCUUAAAAAUGCAAGGAUACACUGUAGCUGGCGUCUAAAGAAGGUAUUGCAUGGGUAUCACCAGAUUGUGAAACAGAGGUUGCAACACUGUUCUGAUCUGGUCAGUUUUAUGGUGGAGCUUAAAACUAUUUUGGAAGCUGCUUUAAAGAAUACACAAGAGCUGCAUGAACCCCCGCCUCCAGAAUACUACUCAUACCUUGUCAGAGAUAUAGAAACAUUGGGUUGGAAUAAAGUCGUAUAUGUAGAUACUGGUCUUAAUACCAUCAAGCUAAAAGGAGAAGACUCGUGUGGUCGACAGCAUCUAAUCACACUGAAGUUAAAUGCAAAGUAUCCUGCAGAACUGCCAGAUUGCUGUGUAGACUUCCCUGUUGAAUUUGCUAUCUCUUGGAUUCCACAGAGCUCCUUAGUAGACAUUUAUAACCAGUUCUUGGCAGCGUUAGAAUCACUGAAAGAAUUCUGGAAUGCUAUGGAUGAAAUUGAUGAGAAGACUUGGGUACUUGAGCCAGAAAACCCCACACGGAGUGCCACAAUGAGAAGAAUUGCACUAGGAAACAAUGUUUCCAUAAACUUAGAGGUAGAUCCCAGGCAUCCAACUAUGCUUCCUGAGUGUUACUUUCUUGGAGCAGACCAUGUGGUAAAUCCUCUGAGAACUAAGCUGAACAACAAUAUGCACUUGUGGGAUCCAGAUAUCACCCUACUACAAAAUUUGAAAGAAGUUUUAGAAACCGAUUUUCCUUCUCGUGCUGUGCUAGAAAAGACUGACUUCACUAUGGACUGUGGUAUCUGUUAUGCUUACCGACUUGAUGGUGCUAUUCCAGACCAAGUGUGUGGUGAUUCCCGAUGUGGACAACCUUUCCAUCAGGCUUGCUUGUUUGAGUGGUUACAAGGUCUUCCUUCUAGCAGACAAAGUUUUAAUGUCAUCUUUGGUGAAUGUCCAUAUUGUAAUAAGCCAAUCUCGGUGAAAAUGUCUAUGAAGAAACUUUGAAAAAAUAACUUGUACAGCUUUGGGCUAAUGACACUGCACAUAAACUCAAGACAUUUUAAAUGGUGACAUCAAAGAAAAUACAACACAAGGAAUAUUAAUAUC